Molecule: messenger RNA, 1174 nt
Organism: Diceros bicornis minor
Lineage: Eukaryota; Metazoa; Chordata; Mammalia; Perissodactyla; Rhinocerotidae
Gene: GPR18
Product: G protein-coupled receptor 18
Exons: 2
Coding region: 179-1174 (331 amino acids)
Biological process (GO): positive regulation of Rho protein signal transduction; phospholipase C-activating G protein-coupled receptor signaling pathway
Cellular component (GO): membrane
Molecular function (GO): G protein-coupled receptor activity
Source: RefSeq, a predicted model, not a curated record
CCUAAAACCAAAGAAAUAUAGCAUUUCUUAAAUAUAUCAUUUCUAGAAAGAGCUAUUUUAACACAAGCAACUCAAAGAUAUCUCUUACAGAACGGGGUAUACCAAAACUGUUCCUCUCUAAUACAGCCUUCUGAUGGACUGGAGUUUCUAAGUGUCAUGCUCACCAACAAGCUAUAAGAUGACCACCCCUCACAAUCAAGUUCAACCUGGCCCUUCUAACGACUCCCAUCCAGAUGAAUACAAAAUCGCAGCCCUUGUCUUCUACAGCUGCAUCUUCAUAAUUGGAUUAUUUGUUAAUGUCACUGCCUUAUGGGUUUUCAGUUGUACCACCAAGAAGAGAACCACUGUAACCAUCUAUAUGAUGAAUGUGGCAUUACUGGACUUAAUAUUUAUAAUGAGCUUACCCUUUCGGAUGUUUUAUUACGCAAAAGGUGAAUGGCCAUUUGGAGAAUACUUCUGCCAGAUUCUUGGGGCUCUCACGGUGUUUUAUCCAAGUAUUGCGCUAUGGCUUCUUGCUUUUAUUAGUGCCGACAGAUACAUGGCCAUUGUACAGCCGAAAUACGCCAAAGAACUUAAAAAUACGUGCAAAGCUGUGCUAGCAUGUGUGGGAGUCUGGAUAAUGACCCUAACAACCACCAUCCCCCUCCUACUGCUCUAUGAAGACCCAGAUAAAGCCUCCACCCCUGCCACCUGCUUGAAGAUUUCUGACAUCGUCCACUUAAAAGCUAUUAACGUGUUGAACUUCACUCGGCUGAUUUUUUUUUUCUUGAUUCCUCUGUUCAUCAUGAUUGGGUGCUACUUGGUCAUUAUUCACAGUCUCCUGCACGGCAAGACAUCUAAGCUGAAACCAAAGGUCAAGGAGAAGUCUAUAAGGAUCAUCAUCACACUCAUGGUGCAGGUGCUCGUCUGCUUUAUGCCUUUCCACAUCUGUUUUGCUUUCCUGAUGCUGGCAGGGGAUGACCACAGUUACAAUCCCUGGGGAGCCUUUACCACCUUCCUCAUGAACCUCAGCACCUGUCUGGAUGUGAUUCUCUACUACAUUGUUUCAAAACAAUUUCAGGCUCGAGUGAUUAGCGUCAUGCUGUACCGCAAUUACCUUCGGAGCGUGCGCAGAAAAAGCUUCCGAUCAGGUAGUUUACGGUCACUAAGCAACAUAAACAGUGAAAUGUUAUGA